Cucurbita moschata (crookneck pumpkin) is the source of this 1503-nucleotide messenger RNA. RefSeq names its product BES1/BZR1 homolog protein 2-like. The transcript has 2 exons. NCBI's taxonomy places the organism in Eukaryota, Viridiplantae, Streptophyta, Magnoliopsida, Cucurbitales, Cucurbitaceae. Bases 227 to 1198 code for a protein of 323 amino acids. The record is from RefSeq and is a predicted model, not a curated record. Gene Ontology annotation, biological process: DNA-templated transcription; brassinosteroid mediated signaling pathway. Gene Ontology annotation, molecular function: DNA-binding transcription factor activity.
CAACAAAAAGCGCGCUCUUCUCGUGAGGUUUGCUUGGUGGUGUGGUGCAGUACUUUUUUCACACGCUCUGUUUCUCUCUCUCUCUGUCUCUUCGCCGCUCGAAAAUUCGCUCUCUGAUCGAGAAUAAGCGGUAGGAGGCGAUAGAGAAUUAGAAGAAGUUCGAGGGCGGAGCUGGAUUGCUGGUACUGAAGAAGAAUUUGGAGCUGUUGCGGCAGGAUUUGUUGUUAUGCCUGAAGAAGCCAUGACAGGUAGAGCGUCAUCGGGAAGGACGCCGACUUGGAAGGAAAGGGAGAACAAUAAGAGGAGGGAGAGACGGCGGAGGGCUAUUGCUGCUAAGAUCUACACUGGUCUCAGAACUCAGGGGAACUAUAAGCUUCCUAAGCACUGUGAUAACAACGAGGUCUUGAAGGCGCUUUGUAGUGAAGCUGGUUGGGUGGUUGAAGAAGAUGGCACCACCUAUCGCAAGGGAUGCAAGCCUCCUCCGAUUGAUAUUGGCACUUCUGCUAACAUGAGCGCUUGUUCUUCUCUUCAACCAAGCCCACAAUCUUCAUGUUUCCCAAGUCCUGUACCAUCCUACCAUGCCAGCCCUUCUUCAUCCUCUUUUCCGAGCCCAACUCGAUUUGAUGGGAAUCCAUCUUAUCUUUUGCCAUUCCUUCAAAAUAUAACCUCUAUACCUGCUAAUCUCGCACCUCUCAGAAUAUCAAACAGUGCACCUGUUACGCCACCUCUUUCUUCCCCGACAUCGAGGGGUUCGAAGCGAAAACCUGACUGGGAGUCCAUUCCAAAUAGCUACUUGACCUCUUUCCGCCACCCCCUCUACGCUGUCUCUGCUCCUUCAAGUCCUACAAGAUGCCGCCAUCUUACACCAGCAACAAUUCCAGAAUGUGAUGAGUCUGAUGCUUCUACUGUGGACUCUGGCCGCUGGGUCAGUUUCCAAACUGUAGCACCUUCUGUUGCUCCUCCCUCCCCUACAUUUAAUCUGAUGAAACCAGUGAGCCAGCAAAAGUCUCUCCACGAUUCAGUUGACAGACAUGGAGCAAUGGGCUGGGGUGCUGCAUCGGACAGGGGGCGAGGCUCUGAGUUCGAAUUCGAGAAAUUUGAGAAUGGCAAAGUGAAGCCAUGGGAGGGUGAGAGAAUUCAUGAAGUUGGGGUGGACGAUUUGGAGCUUACACUUGGGAGUGGGAAGGCCCGUGGUUAAGCAUCCACUUGAAGAUAUUCUCUUUAAAGGUUAUUGGUUUAUGCUCACUCAAUUUGUUUACUUUCUUAGCUUGGACUUGCACUUCCACUACACCUCCGUUCUCUUGGAGCCUCUGCAAAUCUCAACAGUUCCCUUCUCUGGUUCCACAUCUUACGCCUUCAUUUGAACAGUUCUUUUCUCUUGUGGAGCCUUUGCAAAUCUGAACUCAUUACAUCUUGUGGUGGAAGAGGAAUCAAUAUUUGAUUCGGGCCCAGGAAAGAACAACAUUCAGAAGAACAAUGCAAUUAAUUGUGAUGGUUUCAAUU